Molecule: messenger RNA, 840 nt
Organism: Contarinia nasturtii (swede midge)
Lineage: Eukaryota; Metazoa; Arthropoda; Insecta; Diptera; Cecidomyiidae
Product: BTB/POZ domain-containing protein 6-B-like
Exons: 1
Coding region: 1-840 (279 amino acids)
Molecular function (GO): protein binding
Source: RefSeq, a predicted model, not a curated record
AUGGCAAAUAUUUUAAAAAAUUACUCAGCAUCGGAAGCAACCGCAAAUCUAUAUCUCAACGAUGAAUUAGCUGACGUUCGCUUCGUAUUCAGUAAAUAUGAUGUGAUUAAAAAAGUUCCAGCCAAUAAAGCAAUUUUGGCAUCAUUAAGCCCAGUGUUCAACAAGAUGUUUUACGGUGAUUUGAAGGAAGGAGCUGAAGUUGCAAUAGCUGAUGCGAGCGCCGAAGGGUUCAAAGAGUUUUUACAGUUUUUCUACUUAAGUAAAGUGACGCUGACCAUGGAACAUAUCGACACCGUUGCUCGAUUGGCGGAUAAAUACGACAUUCUUGAACAUGUUAAGGCAUGCGCCGAAUUUCUCACUGGCCAAUUAACUGUGGAAAACAUGUGCUGGGGUUACGAGUUGGCUUUGAUUCUUGAAAACGAUGCAUUAAUCGAUUAUUGUAAAACCGAGUUCAUCAAAUCACCAAAGGAAAUAUUGGCCACCGAAGCAUUCGCACGAUGUGAAACUAAUACGUUAGAAAAAAUAUUAAAACUCGACUUCAGAUGCAACGAAGUAGAUAUAUUUAAUGCAUGUCUGUUGUGGGCAAAAUUCGCGUGCAUAGAAGCCGAUCUCGAUGAAAAUAAAGGGGAAAACAUAAAAUCUCAACUUGGCGACUGUUUCAAACUGAUUCGUUUUGGAGCAAGGAAAAUAGAAGAAUUCUAUGCGAUCUCAAAUGCACAAACUGGACUUUUUACUUUGGAGGAAUUCCAGGAUACUGUUUUCGCAAUCACAUUGAAAUGCAAUCACAUUAUGGGACGAAUCGAAUCCAUUAACUUGUCAACGAUCAUGUGCAAAACUUGA